Molecule: messenger RNA, 926 nt
Organism: Galdieria sulphuraria
Lineage: Eukaryota; Rhodophyta; Bangiophyceae; Galdieriales; Galdieriaceae
Product: 20S proteasome subunit alpha 7
Exons: 3
Coding region: 14-898 (294 amino acids)
Biological process (GO): ubiquitin-dependent protein catabolic process
Cellular component (GO): nucleus; proteasome core complex; proteasome core complex, alpha-subunit complex
Source: RefSeq, a predicted model, not a curated record
AAACUGAACAUGUAUGUUUUAUAGCUUAUCGACUCUUCUGAUUCCCAAAAUACUCGAAAGUCACACAGAAAUCAAACUAUACAUUCUUCAUUCCCACUUCUUAUUCUACACACACACACACACACAUAUAUAUAUAUAUAUAUAUAUGGCUAGCAUUGGAACCGGGUAUGACUUGUCUGCGACCACUUUUUCACCUGAUGGUCGAGUUUUCCAAGUGGAAUAUGCUCAAAAGGCUGCUGACAGUAGCGGAUUGACUUUAGGAAUGUGCUGUAAAGAUGGUGUUGUAUUAGCUGUUGAAAAGGUUCUCCUUUCAAAGAUGUUAUUGAAGGAAUCAGGAAGAAGAGUACACUUGAUUGACCAACACGCUAUUCUUGCUGUAGCCGGAAUGGGUCCUGAUGGUAGACAACUGGCUACAAGAGCAAGACAGGAGUGUGAACAAUAUCGUAAUAUUUUUCGAAUGCCUAUGCCUGCACACUUAUUAGCUGAAAGAAUAGCUGGUUAUGUUCACGUUCAUUCGCUAUACUGGCACGUGAGACCUUUUGGUUGUACCAUAUUGAUUGGAACUUGGGAUGGAAAACAAGGUCCAGCACUAUAUAUGAUCGACCCUUCCGGUACUUUUUAUAGAUAUUACGGUUGUGCUGCUGGAAAAGGCAAACAAGGAGCCAAAACUGGUUUGGAAAAACUCGAUUUUCAUCAACUUUCCUGCGAAGAUGCUCUGUUUGAGUUGGCAAAGUUAAUAAAUGCAGCACACGAUGAAUCUAAAGAUAAACCAUAUGAAAUGGAAAUGAUAUGGAUAAAACGUGACCUUGGCAAAGCUUCUCUAGUUCCACCAAACCUGAUUGAGACAGUUCGUCAAAGAGCUGAACAACUUGCUCGCGAAGAAGAAAUGGCCGAUUGAUAAAAGUAGUAAAUAUUUCGUUGUUAUU